Messenger RNA from Alexandromys fortis (reed vole), 6481 nucleotides. RefSeq names its product mastermind like transcriptional coactivator 2 (gene Maml2). Gene Ontology annotation, biological process: Notch signaling pathway; positive regulation of transcription of Notch receptor target. Gene Ontology annotation, molecular function: transcription coactivator activity. NCBI's taxonomy places the organism in Eukaryota, Metazoa, Chordata, Mammalia, Rodentia, Cricetidae. The record is from RefSeq and is a predicted model, not a curated record. Gene Ontology annotation, cellular component: nucleoplasm; nuclear speck. The transcript is spliced from 5 exons. The coding region runs from base 1418 to 4858 and encodes 1146 amino acids.
GGAGGGUUUGCCUCUUCAGCCGCUGGGAGGCCUCUGCACUCCGUUCCCCGGCGCCUGGCUGCGAUUACUCACUGGAGCAGCGGCACCAGCCUUCCACCAGGGAGCCCGAGCUCCCGCCCUCCUCCCCCAUCUGCAGCCUGCUGGCUCCCUCUCUCCCUCUGUCUCACUCUCUCUCUCUCCCUUUCUCUCCCUCUCCUAUCGCAGCACAAUGAAAGCCUGUGUUUCGUCGUGAGUCCGAGGAGCGGGAGCCGGUGUCAGAAAAGCGCUCGGAACAGACCUGAAAGAGAAAGGAAAAUACCAGCUACUUUUUUCUUCUCCCCCCCCCCCCCCAUCUAUAAAGCAAAGCAUUACAAGAGAUAGAGCCACAUUGCCUAUGGGAGUCCAGACCCUGUGAGCCACUGGCCGGGAAAGGAAUGUACGAAAGUGGACAGAAAAGUGGCUGGAUAUGACUCGGUGCAAUUUGCUGGAAGUUUGUAAGUUUGACCAUCGUUUGUAAAUUACUCUCGGAAGACUUUGUCUCUCUUGAUACUGUAUUAGAAUAGAACUUGGGGGCGAGGGAUAAAAACGUAAGUGGGAAAGGGGAAGAAACGUGUUGAAGGAGAUUUCUCAGUAGCCAGCCACUUCAGAGUGCUUUCAUUUAAAACUAAGCAACCUAAGAGGGAAUCGGGAUUUUUGCCGGUGAUUGGAUUAGCUUGAAGAAAAGAGCAUGGUCCUGAAGUCCAAUUACAGACAUUGUUAAGACUGAAAAGCUGUCUCCUUUGGGGAGAAGACUACAUUCUACCGUGCCCCCCAGGAGGACACCGGAGGGAGAGAAAGGGACGGAGAAACCAAGACAGUCUGCCUUGAUUUCCUACACUUCGAACAUGACUUCUGAAGCCCCGGGAAACAGCCCUGUUGUUUGUUUUCUAACCUGAGCAGAAGUGAAGGUUGUUGGUUACAGAGCCCAGGCUAGAAAUGUGUUUCUCUGCAGAAACACCCCCAUAAAUAAUUUUCUGAAGCAACUUGGUGAGGGGGAGGCCGGGCCUCUGUUAAUGACCCUUUUGAUUCCUUGAUGAUCCCUGAAUUCUUGAACUAUCCCCCAGACUUUGUGUUUACAAAGUACCUGGAGGCUCUUGUCAGCCUGGUGGGGGAGAAAAAGAUCUACAACUCUCUCGAACUUCUCCUGAGCUGUCAAAUGCAAUUAGAGUAAGUUGGUCAGGGUUUGUUUCGAACUUCCCCUCUCCAAUUGGUUUCUAAUCUUUCUCCCCACCCUCUUGCUACUCGCUCCCCUCCCCCACACCUCCUCCACUAUCUCCCCACCCUCUGAAGACCUUUAUUCAUGUGGCCCUGAACACUGAAACCAGCUUUGCCUGCGAUACUCAGCCCCAGACUCUUGCACCUCAUCAUCCCAGAGGCAGUAAUCAUUGUGUCCAACAAGAUGGGGGACACAGCGCCCCCGCAGGCCCCCGCAGGAGGUUUGGGGGGGGCUUCUGGGGCGGGGCUCCUUGGAGGGGGCUCAGUCACCCCUAGAGUGCACAGUGCUAUUGUGGAACGCCUGCGGGCUCGCAUUGCUGUCUGCCGACAGCACCACCUGAGCUGUGAAGGACGCUAUGAACGUGGUAGAGCUGAGAGCUCAGACCGAGAAAGGGAAAGUACUAUGCAGCUCCUCAGCCUGGUCCAGCAUGGCCAGGGGGCAAGGAAGGCUAACAAACAUGCCAAGGCUGCAGCCACAACUGCCACCACCACAGCCCCUGCACCGCCCCCUGCUGCCCCUUCUGUGGCCUCCCAGGCAGCAGCCACAGCCCCACCACCUCCACCAGACUACCACCAUCACCACCAGCAGCACCGGCUGACCAGUAAUGAUAAUGGUGGGAUAAACAGAGAGCAGCAACCACCAGCUUCGACCCCCGGGGACCAGCGCAACUCAGCCCUGCUUGCGCUCCAGGGCUCCUUGAAAAGAAAACAAAUAAUCAACCUGUCUCCUGCCAACAGCAAGAGGCCCAAUGGCUUUGUCAACAACUCGUUCCUCGAUAUCAAAAGGAUCAGGGUAGGGGAGAACCUUUCCACAGGUCAGGGGACCCUCCCGGUAAAUAAUGGACAAAGUCAUAUGAUGCCAGGACCCUUGACCAUGAGCCAAGCACCCCUGAGAAAGACUAACGCUGCGCCCCCUCCUGGGCACUCUCCUAGCAACGCCAUGUUUAACAUGGGCUUAAAGGAGGUGAAGAAAGAGCCUGGGGAGACCGUGUCUUGCAGUAAACAUGCGAACGACCAAAUGACACAGGAAAGUCAGUUUGGAGAUGACCCUGGAGAGCAACUGAUGGACCCUGAACUACAGGAACUGUUCAAUGAGCUGACCAACAUAUCAGUGCCUCCCAUGAGUGACCUGGAACUAGAGAACAUGAUCAAUGCCACUAUUAAGCAGGACGACCCAUUCAGCAUUGACUUGGGUCAGCAGAGCCAGAGGAGCACACCCAGACCUUCCCUGCCCAUGGAGAAGAUGAUUAUCAAAAGCGAAUAUUCACCUGGUUUGACCCAGGGCACCUCAGGCUCUCCCCAGCUAAGGCCCCCAUCAGCUGGCCCUGCAUUCUCCUUGGCCAACUCUGCUCUCUCUACUUCAUCCCCAAUCCCCACAAUCCCCCAGAGUCAGCCUCAGCCUCAGACAGCAGCAGGAACAAAUAGGGCCCUGCCGAGCUGGCAAGAAGUGUCCCAUGCCCAGCAGCUCAAGCAGAUAGCUGCAAAUCGCCAGCAACAUGCACGGAUGCAGCAGCAGCAGCAGCAGCAACAGCAGCAACAGCAGCAGACUCCUCCCAGCUGGCCAGCCCUGCCCUCCUCUGCUGGGCCAUCCCCAGGGACAUUUGUGCAGGAAAACAUGCCCAGUUCUUCCUUUGGCCAACAGCCAUUCAACCCACAGGGGUCAUCUAUGCCUGGGGUAGCCAGCAGCAGCAACCAGUCCAAAGCAGUGACCAACUAUGCGUACAAGGCUAGCCCCUCAGCCCAGGCUGGACACCUGGAUGUGCUUCUGCAGCAAAAGACUCAGGAUCUCAGUCGAAGUUUUAUUAACAACCCGCACUCAACCUUGGAGUCCCGACAUGGCAACACCAAGCCUCUGUUCCAUUUUAACUCAGACCAAGCAAACCAGCAGAUGCCUUCUCUUUUGCCUUCCCAGAGCAAGCCUUCUCUCCUGCACUACACGCAGCAGCAGCCUCAGCAGUCACAGCAGCAGCAACAACAACAGCAACAGCAAGGCUCGCUGGCAGCUCAACAACAGCAGCAACCACCACAGAGUUCAUUGGUAACUCAGCAGCAGCAGCAGCAACAGCAGCAGCAGCAGCAGCAGCAGCACCAACAGCAAGGCUCAAUGGCAGCUCAGCAGCCGCAGCAGCCGCAGCAGCAACCGCAGCCACCAUCCCAACCCACCCAACCUUUAUCAAGCCAGUCUUUGCUAAGGUCACCUCUGCCACUUCAGCAAAAGAUCAUGCUUCAGAAAAUGCAGCCUCAGCCCAUCGCAGGCCUGGGAUAUCAAGUCACUCAACAGCACAGACAGGAUCAACACACUGUGGUAGGCCAGAACACAGGCCCCAGUCCAAGUCCCAACUCCUGCUCGAAUCCAAACACGGCAAGUGGUUUCAUGAACUCCCAGCAGUCUCUGCUGAAUCAGCAAAUGAUGGGGAAGAAACAGACCCUGCACAGGCCAGCCAUGGAGCCCAAGCAACAGCUCCUCCUCCAGCAGCAGAUGCUGGCUGAUUCGGAGAAACUUUCCCCUCAGGAUCAGAUGAACCGACACCUGACAAGACCACCCCCGGACUACAAAGACCAAAGAAGAAACUCGGGAAGUUUGCAGCCAGCCACUCAGUAUUCUGGUGGCGCAUCUACGGUGAAUAUAAACUCUAACCAGACUUUGACAAACCCGGUCUCCACACACACCCUUCUGACGCCAAACUCCAGCCUCAUGUCGUCGACGUCACAUGGGAUGAGAGUGCCACUGUUGUCCACAGCAGUUCAGAGCAUGGGAGUGUAUGGAAACCUGCCUUGUACCCAGCCCGGCACCUACGUCACUCCAGCAAUGAAUCAGCUGACCCAACAGAGAAACACGACUCCACUGAUAACCAAUCAGAACAACCCCCUGAUGUCACGGCCAUCUCCCUUAGGGGCAAAUAACGGUAACAGUGUGGCCACCUUUGCAGCCGGAGCUGUUGGCAGUUCACAACAACUGAGGCCAAGUUUGCCCCACAGUUUAGCAGGCAUACCAGCCCAGAGGUCAUCCACCGUCAUGAUCUCAUCCAACACAACAGCAACAAACUGGGCUUCUCAAGAUGUAACAGCGAAACAACAGGAAGCCCUCAAAUCCACAGGAGUCCGCUUCCCAACAGGAGGUACACCUGCAGCCUAUACCCCAAACCAGUCCUUGCAAGCAGGAGUGGGGAACCAGUCAUUUUCCCAGAGGGCAGUGGUGCCCCCUAGCCAAUUAACGCCAGCAGUACAAAUGAGACCUAUGAACCAAAUGAAUCAGGCACUAAAUGGGCAAACUCUGGGUCCACUCAGGGGUUUGAACCUCAGACCUAACCAGCUGAGCUCGCAGAGUCUGCCUAAUAUGAAUCCGUCAGGCACAGGAUUGAAUCAGGCACGGACAGGCACCAGCCAGCCACCAUCCCUGACGCCCAACACUUUUCCUUCAUCCAACCAAAGUUCCAGGGCUUUUCAAGGCACUGACCAUAGCAGCGAUUUAGCUUUUGACUUUCUCAGUCAACAGACUGACAGCAUGGGCCCUGCCCUAAAUAGUGAUGCUGAUUUCAUCGACUCUUUAUUGAAGACAGAGCCUGGCAAUGACGACUGGAUGAAAGACAUCAACCUUGAUGAGAUCCUGGGGAGCAAUUCCUAAGAGAAAAGGAAGGUGGUGCGGUUCGCAGGCUCCAGGCAGUAUCAGCCAAGGACCCUGUAAUGCACCCGAGUGAACUCAGGCAUCCUAACGGAAAGCUGACAGUAACCACGGUGAUGAACACUCUGGUUCAUUCUUGUUUCAAAAAUCCCGAGCCUGAUAUUAAAACAUUAGGAUGGCUUUUCCCUGCCUGAGCGUCAGGACACGAUGUCCAGUUUAUCCAAACACAACUGUGAUGUUGGUGUGUAGUUAAUUAUGUCAAACGGUCUUCCCAAGUUCCUUUUCUCGGUGAAGGAAACACAGAGGAACUUGAGACUUGUUUCAAUCCCGUAUGGCAGACAGGGGUUAGUUCUAAGCAACAGGCAGUAGACUGCCAUCUGCUCUGGUAGAUAAGGACGCUUAGGUUUCUCCACUGUCUUUUCUUUUACUUAUCCUAAAACUUGCAGAAAAGAUUGACAUGUUAUAUGGUUGUUUGGAGUAACUAAGAGAGCACCAGAGAACCAAGAAGCCAUCCAGCAGAUUAGAUGAUUUCUUCCCUAGCUGCGGUCCUCAUUUUGUAGUUUUCCCACGUGUUUUGUAUUUUGGUGGGAUGCUGUGUCUUGUGAUAAAACAGGAAUGCAGGACUUACAGCUUGCAUGGGGCUUCCCUGCUGAUUUUUAUAGGUAACCAAGACUUGUCCCAUCACCCCAAAGUGUCAGUGCACAACUGCCUACAUCAAAUUUCACUUAAAAAAUUGAAUUUUGCCAUGUAGGAGACAAACAUGGCCACAAGUAACCAGAGAUGUUUCUAACUAUGAUUGAGGCCCACGGUUGUGCCCAAGCAGGAUGAAAUUGAGCCUUGACCUCCUAUUUUUUGGUAGCCUGAGACUUGUUUGUAAGGAAUGAAGGUUUGAAUUGGAGUGAGAUUAGAGCGUCCUCUUUGGAUUGGAGAUAGGGAACAGGAAGGAGAAGGGUAUGAGGAUUGGCACAGAGCCUUUUCACAGAGUGUAGAGGAAAUCAUAACUGAGACAACAGAGCCUUCCUUGGACAUAGCACUUGGACUUGGUUGGACAGCUGAGCUCAGUGUAGGCUGUGCGUAGCCACUCUCCACGACACAGGGAAGUUUUGCCAUAUGCUGCCUGGGCCCUUCUUAUCCAGCUUUUCUCCCUCAGGGCUGAGUUCUUUUGGGUCACGGGAGCCCAGUGUCCACAUCUAUGUCCACUGCAGAGUGGAGGAGGUGUACAGGUCAGAGAUGGCUCUAAAAUACUGCCACCACUAGCCUAAAGUCAGAGAAUCGAAGGCUACCCGUGACCUUUGAGCUAGACAGUCACACACUUAAACAUCAAGUGUGGUUUAACUCAAGUUGUUUGAGGCACCAAAUCUUCACGAAUCUGUCCAGAAAAGGAACACAUUUUUUUAAAGCUCUGUAUAGCCCUCUUCUAGACUUCACGAUGCCUUUGGGCUCUCACCUCCCAAUCCACUGCACCAAUAGCGCUGGCCCAGAAUCUUUCCCGUGCUGAUUUGUAAAUAUUAAUAAGUUACUUGUUUUUGUAAACUUUUGUAAAGAAUAUUUUGGUAGAAAUACUUAAAACAUAUUCUUUGGAUUAUAUUUAUACAUAUGUGAAAUAAAUAUGCUAUCGAAAGGUUA